AUGUUCUCCUCUAAGUUCCUCAGUGGGGCUAAUCCCCUGAGCGCCAUGUCCUCUGCGGUCAACAAGUUGGGCCGUUUUGGGGACGAUGUUGGAGAGGGGGAUCAGAAGAAGAAAGCCGAUUCCCAGCAGGGGGCUAAGGGGCCACAGCAGCCGGGGACGGGCCCCCUGAAAGCAGGCCAGGGUCCCCCAAAGCAGCUGGGUAACGGACAGGUGGGGAAUCCACCCAAGCCGGCCGGUCAAGCAGCCACUCAGAAGCCUGGAGCAAAGUCGGAGGAACAGUCCAAAGCUCCAGGAAAACCUGGUCCGCAACAGAAACCACAACAACAACAACAACAACAACAGCAACAAGGUUUGCCGAAGGUUGGAGUUCAGCCUCAAAGUGCAGCUAAGGGUGAACAACAGGCUUCUUCUAAGGGAGCUCAACAACAGGCCUCCCCAAAGCCUGGAUCACCACCCCAACAACAACAACACCAACAAGGACCUCCUAAGGGUGGUCUGCAACCCAAAGGGAGUCCGAGACCAGAGGCGCAGCAGCAAGCCUCAAAGACUCGAUCCCCGAUGGGGUCACCGAAGCCUGGGCAGGCGCAGAGCUCCGACAGGUCCUCACCCGACCAGCGGGCUUCUUCUGGUCCACAUGGUGCUCACCAGGGUCCAAAGGAAGCCAAGCCGGCUGGACCCAAGGCCAUGUGUCCUGUGUGUACGACUACAGAACUCAACCUGCGCAGUAAGGCGCCACCGAACUACAGCACGUGCACCCGGUGUAAGACCCAAGUGUGCAGCUUCUGUGGCUUCAGCCCCCCGGAUUCAGCGGGGAAAGAGUGGCUUUGUCUUCCCUGUCAAAUGAAAAGAGCUUCCGGAUCUCCUGAACCUGCUGUGCGUUCAAAAGUCCAGCCGUCGCCCAACAAAACCGCCACAACCCAGAAACUGACACCGAGUUCUUCUCCUCCAACCCCUAAACAAGUCACCUCAGCCCCAGGCUCACCAAACCCAACACUGUCCAAGCCAAGAGAACCCUCAUCUGUGGCAGAGGCUGCUAAAAGCCAGAAACAGUCGAGUCCAUCUCCUGGUCAGAAAACACCACAGGAGAGCCGGAAGACGUCAGGUCCUCAGAAGCCUCCAGACCAGACCAAUCAAACCGGACGAAAGCAGAGCACCCAACAGGAGUCUGGGGGCUUCUUUGGCUUUGGAGGUUCUAAGGCUCAGCCUGAUGCUGCAAAGCCUGAAGAGUCAGUCACUGGGAAGAUGUUUGGCUUUGGUUCCUCAAUCUUUAACUCUGCGUCCACCUUGAUAACCACACCACCUGUUUCUCCAAAACUGUCAGCCGCAAAGGACACCAAACCACCUGCUGUCCAGAAAGCAGAGCAAGAGAAGAAACCAGAGCAACCUCAGCAGGCCAAGGCUUCACCAUCAGUACAGGCCAAAGUGGACAAAGCUCCAUCAGAGCCUCCAAAGGCAGCAGCUUCCCAAGCUGCUCCUAAAGCAGGCCAGUCCACCUGUCCACUCUGUAAGGUGGGACUCAACAUGGGCUCCAAGGAUCCUCCCAACUUCAACACCUGUACGGAUUGUAAGAACACCGUCUGCAACCAGUGUGGAUUUAGUCCAAUGCCAAAUGUUGGGGGAAAGGAGUGGCUCUGUCUCGACUGUCAGGUGAAGAGAGCUUCAGGGGCCAUGGGUGAAGCUGGACCUCCGGUUAAACCACAGGCUUCCCCUAAUAAAGCAUUGACACAAAAGGAGACAUCUAUAAAGCUGAGCCAAAAGCAAUCAAGUCCAUCUCCUGGUCAGAAAACACCAGUGGAGAGCCAGACGAAGUCAGGUCCUCAGAAACCUCCAGAUGAAAAGAAUCAAACCGGACGAAAGCAGAGCACCCAGCAGGAGUCUGGGGGCUUCUUUGGCUUCGGAGGUUCUAAGGCUCAGCCUGAUGCUGCAAAGCCUGAAGAGUCAGUCACUGGGAAGAUGUUUGGCUUUGGUUCCUCCAUCUUCAACUCUGCAUCCACCUUGAUAACCACACCACCUGUUUCUCCAAAACUGUCAGCCGCAAAGGACACUAAACCACCUGCUGUCCAGAAAGCAGAGCAAGAGAAGAAACCAGAGCAACCUCAGCAGGCCAAGGCUUCACCAUCAGUACAGGCCAAAGUGGACAAAGCUCCAUCAGAGCCUCCAAAGGCAGCAGCUUCCCAAGCUGCUCCUAAAGCAGGCCAGUCCACCUGUCCACUCUGUAAGGUGGGACUCAACAUGGGCUCCAAGGACCCUCCCAACUACAACACCUGUACUGAUUGUAAGAACAGGGUCUGCAACCAGUGUGGAUUUAAUCCGAUGCAAAAUAAAUCAGAGGUAAAGGAGUGGCUGUGCCUCACCUGUCAGAUGCAGAGGGCUCUGGGAGCUUCUGAAGCUCCAGGACAACUAGCGGUCAAACCCCAAGCCUCCCCGAAGAAAGUCUCUCCGUCUCCUGAACCCCAGAAGAAAGUAAUCUCUGAGUCAGCCGGGUCUCCUCAAAGAAAGCAGUCAAUGCCAGCUGCAGAUCUAAACAAGGUUGAAGUGGCUAAAGGACAAGAUGGGCCGAAGCAGUCAAGUCCAUCUCCUGGUCAGAAAACACCACAGGAGAGCCGGAAGAUGUCAGGUCCUCAGAAACCUCCAGACCAGACCAAUCAAACCGGACGAAAGCAGAGCACCCAACAGGAGUCUGGGGGCUUCUUUGGCUUUGGAGGUUCUAAGGCUCAGCCUGAUGCUGCAAAGCCUGAAGAGUCAGUCACUGGGAAGAUGUUUGGCUUUGGUUCCUCCAUCUUCAACUCUGCGUCCACCUUGAUAACCACACCACCUGUUUCUCCAAAACUGUCAGCCGCAAAGGACACCAAACCACCUGCUGUCCAGAAAGCAGAGCAAGAGAAGAAGCCAGAGCAACCUCAGCAGGCCAAGGCUUCACCAUCAGUACAGGCCAAAGUGGACAAAGCUCCAUCAGAGCCUCCAAAGGCAGCAGGCUCCCAAGCUGCUCCUAAAGCAGGCCAGUCCACCUGUCCUCUCUGUAAGGUGGGACUCAACAUGGGCUCCAAGGACCCUCCCAACUUCAACACCUGCACGGAUUGUAAAAACGCUGUCUGCAACCAGUGUGGAUUCAACCCCCAGCCAAAUAGCCCAGGGGUGAAGGAGUGGUUAUGUCUCAACUGCCAGAUGCAGAGAGCAUUAGGAGCAACUGAGCCUCCUGGAACGCCUAUGAUGAAACCAGCGGGUUCAUCCAACAAAGUUCCUAGCUCAGCUGACCAACUCAAGAACCUCCAAAUUAAUUCAAAGGACAGUAAAAAGACAGUUACAGAAAUUAAAGCUGAAGCGGAGGCUGCUAAAGGGCCAGAGAUUCCGAAACAGUCAAGUCCAUCUCCCGGUCAGAAAACCCCACAGGAGAGCCGGAAGAUGUCAGCUCCUCCGAAACCUCCAGACCAGACCAAUCAACCUGCAAGGAAGCAGAGCACCCAGCAGGAGUCUGGGGGAUUCUUUGGCUUUGGAGGUUCAAAGGCUCAGCCUGAUGCUGCAAAGCCUGAAGAGUCAGUCACUGGGAAGAUGUUUGGCUUUGGUUCCUCCAUCUUCAACUCUGCGUCCACCUUGAUAACCACACCACCUGUUUCUCCAAAAAUGGCUGCCGCAAAGGACACUAAACCACCUGCUGUCCAGAAAGCAGAGCAAGAGAAGAGACCAGAGCAACCUCAGCAGGCCAAGGCUUCACCAUCAGUACAGGCCAAAGUGGACAAAGCUCCAUCAGAGCCUCCAAAGGCAGCAGCUUCCCAAGCUGCUCCUAAAGCAGGCCAGUCCACCUGUCCACUCUGUAAGGUGGGACUCAACAUGGGCUCCAAGGAUCCUCCCAACUACAACACCUGUACGGAUUGUAAGAACAGGGUCUGCAACCAGUGUGGAUUUAACUCAAUGCCAAAUGAAACGGGGGUAAAGGAGUGGUUAUGUCUGACCUGUCAGAUGCAGAGGGCUUCGAACGCGGCUGCAUUACCUUCAAAACCCAAUCUCUCGCCAAACAAAGUUCAAAAAGCAGCUGACCAGAGUAAUCCAUCUGUUUCAGAUGCACAGAAAAAACAAGGAGGGCUCUUUGGUGCCAUUGGUUCUAAAACACAACCUGACACUUCGAAAACAACAGAGUCUGUUACAGGGAAGAUGUUUGGCUUUGGUUCUUCAGUUUUCAGCUCAGCAUCCACUUUGUUGACCUCAUCUGCUCAGGAGGAGUCCAGUGUAACACCACCAGGUUCGCGUAAGAUGUCUGGACAAGCUCAGGGUUCCCGCAGGUUAUCAGCGGUCCCAAAGAUCUCUCCAAAUAGUACGCCCACAGGAUCUCCUAAAAUGUCCCCUUCAAAGGAAGCUAAACCACCCAAGAUGCAGACGCUGGAGGGAGAGAAGAAGCCAGAGCAGCCUCAGCAGGCCAAGGCUUCACCAUCAGUACAGGCCAAAGUGGACAAAGCUCCAUCAGAGCCUCCAAAGGCAGCAGCUUCCCAAGCUGCUCCUAAAGCAGGCCAGUCCACCUGUCCACUCUGUAAGGUGGGACUCAACAUGGGCUCCAAGGAUCCUCCCAACUUCAACACCUGCACGGAUUGUAAGAACACUGUCUGCAACCAGUGUGGUUUCAAUCCCCAGCCAAAUGUAGCAGAGAAGGAGUGGUUAUGUCUCAACUGCCAGAUGCACAGAGCACUAGGAGCAUCAGAGCCUCCUGGAACUCCAUUCAUGAAACCACCGCCAUCACCCAGUAAACUGCCAGCUGCUCCUGAUACCCAGAAUAAGGACAUCCCAAAACCACAUAAACCUCAGGAGAAAGAAACAGCCCUGCACGAUGAACAAAUCAAGAAGGAAGCUUCAACAACUAUAUCUACUCCGGGGAAACAGUCAACACCUGCAUUGCAGCAACCCAUAUCUGUGGUUGAUAAAGAAGUCAAUAUAGAGAGUAAGAAAAACCAAGCGCCGACACAGAAAAAGCUAGUUGGGAGCAUGCCGGACAACUCAGCCUCUGCCAAACAACAGGACUCAGGAGGGUUAUUUGGCUUUGGAGGUCCUAAAACGAAUGCUGAUGCUGCAAAACCUACAGAGUCAGUUACUGGGAAGAUGUUUGGCUUUGGUUCCUCCAUCUUCAACUCUGCGUCCACCUUGAUAACCACACCACCUGUUUCUCCAAAACUGCCAGCCGCAAAGGACACCAAACCACCUGCUGUCCAGAAAGCAGAGCAAGAGAAGAAGCCAGAGCAACCUCAGCAGGCCAAGGCUUCACCAUCAGUACAGGCCAAAGUGGACAAAGCUCCAUCAGAGCCUCCAAAGGCAGCAGCUUCCCAAGCUGCUCCUAAAGCAGGCCAGUCCACUUGUCCUCUCUGUAAGGUGGGACUCAACAUGGGCUCCAAGGAUCCUCCCAACUACAACACCUGCACGGAUUGCAGGAAUACUGUCUGCAACCAGUGUGGAUUUAAUCUAAUGCCGAGUAAAACAGAGGUGAAGGAGUGGCUGUGUCUCAACUGCCAGAUGCAGAGGGCUCUGGGAGCUUCUGAAGCUCCAGGACAACUAGCGGUCAAACCCCAAGCCUCCCCGAAGAAAGUCUCUCCGUCUCCUGAACCCCAGAAGAAAGUUAUCUCUGACUCAGGGCAAGAGAGUCAAAAGCAGUUGAGUCCUGCUCCCGGUCAGAAAACACCACAGGAGAGUAGGAGGACAUCAGGUCCUCAGAAACCUCCAGACCAGACAAAUCAAACUGAACGAAAGCAGAGCACCCAACAGGAGUCUGGGGGAUUCUUUGGCUUUGGAGGUUCUAAGGCUCAGCCUGAUGCUGCAAAGCCUGAAGAGUCAGUCACUGGGAAGAUGUUUGGCUUUGGAUCUCAAAUCUUUAGCUCUGCAUCCACCUUGAUAACCACACCACCUGUUUCUCCAAAAAUGGCUGCCGCAAAGGACACCAAACCACCUGCUGUCCAGAAAGCAGAGCAAGAGAAGAAACCAGAGCAACCUCAGCAGGCCAAGGCUUCACCAUCAGUCCAGGCCAAAGUGGACAAAGCUCCAUCAGAGCCUCCAAAGGCAGCAGGCUCCCAAGCUGCUCCUAAAGCAGGCCAGUCCACCUGUCCACUCUGUAAGGUGGGACUCAACAUGGGCUCCAAGGACCCUCCCAACUUCAACACCUGCACGGAUUGUAAAAACGCUGUCUGCAACCAGUGUGGAUUUAAUCCAAUGCCGACUAAAACAGAGGAUAAGGAGUGGCUGUGUCUCACCUGUCAGAUGCAGAGGGCUCUGGGAGCUUCUGAAGCUCCAGGACAACUAGCGGUCAAACCCCAAGCCUCCCCGAAGAAAGUCUCUCCGUCUCCUGAACCCCAGAAGAAAGUUAUCUCUGAGUCAGCCGGGUCUCCCCAAAGAAAGCAGUCAAUGCCAGCUGCAGAUCUAAACAAGGUUGAAGUUGCUAAAGGACAAGACGGGCAGAAGCAGUCAAGUCCAUCUCCUGGUCAGAAAACACCACAGGAGAUCCGGAAGACGUCAGGUCCUCAGAAACCUCCAGACCAGACCAAUCAAACUGGAAGAAAGCAGAGCACCCAACAGGAGUCUGGGGGAUUCUUUGGCUUUGGAGGUUCAAAGGCUCAGCCUGAUGCUGCAAAGCCUGAAGAGUCAGUCACUGGGAAGAUGUUUGGCUUUGGUUCCUCCAUCUUCAACUCUGCGUCCACCAUGAUAACCACACCACCUGUUUCUCCAAAAAUGUCAGCCGCAAAGGACACUAAACCACCUGCUGUCCAGAAAGCAGAGCAAGAGAAGAAACCAGAGCAACCUCAGCAGGCCAAGGCUUCACCAUCAGUACAGGCCAAAGUGGACAAAGCUCCAUCAGAGCCUCCAAAGGCAGCAGCUUCCCAAGCUGCUCCUAAAGCAGGCCAGUCCACCUGUCCUCUCUGUAAGGUGGGACUCAACAUGGGCUCCAAGGAUCCUCCCAACUACAACACCUGUACGGAUUGUAAGAACACUGUUUGCAACCAGUGUGGCUUCAAUCCCCAGCCAAAUAGAACAGGGGUGAAGGAGUGGCUGUGUCUCACCUGCCAGAUGCAGAGGGCUCUACAAGCAUCUGAAGCUCCAGGACAACCUUUGGUCAAGCCUCAGGCCUCACCGAAGAAAGUCUCUCCAUCUCCUGAACCCCAGAAGAAAGUAAUCUCUGAGUCAGUUGGAUCACCCCAAAGAAAGCAGUCAAGGCCAGCUGCAGAUCCAAGCAAGGAUGAAGUUGCUAAAGGACUAGACGUGCAAAAGCAGUUGAGUCCAUCUCCUGGUCAGAAAACACCACAGGAGAGCCGGAAGAUGUCAGGUCCUCAGAAACCUCCAGACCAGACAAAUCGAACUGAACGAAAGCAAAGCACCCAACAGGAGUCUGGGGGCUUCUUUGGCUUUGGAGGUUCUAAGGCUCAGCCUGAUGCUGCAAAGCCUGAAGAGUCAGUCACUGGGAAGAUGUUUGGCUUUGGUUCCUCCAUCUUCAACUCUGCAUCCACCUUGAUAACCACACCACCUGUUUCUCCAAAAAUGGCAGCCGCAAAGGACACUAAACCACCUGUUGUCCAGAAAGCAGAGCAAGAGAAGAAACCAGAGCAACCUCAGCAGGCCAAGGCUUCACCAUCAGUACAGGCCAAAGUGGACAAAGCUCCAUCAGAGCCUCCAAAGGCAGCAGGCUCCCAAGCUGCUCCUAAAGCAGGCCAGUCCACCUGUCCACUCUGUAAGGUGGGACUCAACAUGGGCUCCAAGGAUCCUCCCAACUACAACACCUGCACGGAUUGUAAGAACACUGUCUGCAACCAGUGUGGAUUUACUUCGAUGCCAAAUGAAACAGGGAUGAAAGAGUGGCUGUGCCUCACCUGCCAGAUGCAGAGGGCUCUUCGAGCCUCUGAAGCUCCAGGACAACCGUUGGUGAUAUCCCAGGCCUCCCCGAAGAAAGUCUCUCCAUCUCCUGAACCCCAGAAGAAAGUAAUCUCUGAGUCAGCCGGGUCUCCUCAAAGAAAGCAGUCAAUGCCAGCUGCAAGUGAAAACAAGGAUGAAGUUGCUAAAGGACAAGACGUGCAAAAGCAGUCGAGUCCAUCUCCCGGUCAGAAAACACCACAGGAGAUCCGGAAGUUGUCAGGUCCUCAGAAACCUCCUGGACAGACCAAUCAAACUGGAAGAAAGCAGAGCACCCAACAGGAGUCUGGAGGCUUCUUUGGCUUUGGAGGUUCAAAGGCUCAGCCUGAUGCUGCAAAGCCUGAAGAGUCAGUCACUGGGAAGAUGUUUGGUUUUGGUUCCUCCAUCUUCAACUCUGCAUCCACCUUGAUAACCACACCACCUGUUUCUCCAAAAAUGGCUGCCGCAAAGGACACCAAACCACCUGCUGUCCAGAAAGCAGAGCAAGAGAAGAAACCAGAGCAACCUCAGCAGGUCAAGGCUUCCCCAUCAGUACAGGCCAAAGACGAGAAAGCUCCAUCAGAGCCUCCAAAGGCAGCAGCUUCCCAAGCUGCUCCUAAAGCAGGCCAGUCCACCUGUCCACUCUGUAAGGUGGGACUCAACAUUGGCUCCAAGGAUCCUCCCAACUACAACACCUGCACGGAUUGUAAGAACACCGUCUGCAACCAGUGUGGAUUUACCUCGAUGCCAAAUGAAACAGGGAUGAAAGAGUGGCUGUGCCUCACCUGCCAGAUGCAGAGGGCUCUUCGAGCCUCUGAAGCUCCAGGACAACCGUUGGUGAUACCUCAGGCCUCCCCGAAGAAAGUCUCUCCAUCUCCUGAACCCCAGAAGAACGUAAUCUCUGAGUCAGCCGGAUCUCCCCAAAGAAAGCAGUCAAUGCCAGCUGCAAGUGAAAACAAGAAUGAAGUUGCUAAAGGACAAGACGGGCAAAAGCAGUCCAGUCCAUCUCCUGGUCAGGAAACCCCACAGGAGAUCCGGAAGUUGUCAGGUCCUCAGAAACCUCCAGGACAGACCAAUCAAACUGGAAGAAAGCAGAGCACCCAACAGGAGUCUGGGGGAUUCUUUGGCUUUGGAGGUUCAAAGGCUCAGCCAGAUGCUGCAAAGCCUGAAGAGUCAGUCACUGGGAAGAUGUUUGGCUUUGGUUCCUCCAUCUUCAACUCUGCAUCCACCUUGAUAACCACACCACCUGUAUCUCCGAAAAUGGCAGCCGCAAAGGACACCAAACCACCUGCUGUCCAGAAAGCAGAGCAAGAGAAGAAACCAGAGCAACCUCAGCAGGCCAAGGCUUCACCAUCAGUACAGGCCAAAGUGGACAAAGCUCCAUCAGAGCCUCCAAAGGCAGCAGCUUCCCAAGCUGCUCCAGAAGCAGGCCAGUCCACCUGUCCACUCUGUAAGGUGGGACUCAACAUGGGCUCCAGCGAUCCUCCCAACUUCAACACUUGUACUGAUUGCAAGAAUAGUGUCUGUAACCAGUGUGGCUUCAAUCCCCAGCCAAAUAGCACAGGGGUGAAGGAGUGGCUGUGCCUCACCUGCCAGAUGCAGAGGGCUCUACAAGCAUCUGAAGCACCAGGACAACCUUUGGUCAAGCCUCAGGCCUCACUGAAGAAUGUCUCUCAAUCUCCUGUACCCCAGAAGAAAGUAAUCUCUGAGUCAGUUGGAUCACCCCAAAGAACACAGUCGAUACCAGCUGCAAAAGGACAAGAUGGUCAAAAGCAGUUGAGUCCAUCUCUUGGUCAGAAAACACCACAGGAGAGCCGGAAGAUGUCAGGUCCUCAGAAAUCUCCAGACCUGACCAAUCAAACUGGAAGAAAGCAGAGCACCCAACAGGAGUCUGGAGGCUUUUUUGGCUUUGGAGGUUCUAAGGCUCAGCCUGAUGCUCCAAAGCCUGAAGAGUCAGUCACUGGGAAGAUGUUUGGCUUUGGUUCCUCAAUCUUCAACUCUGCGUCCACCUUGAUAACCACACCACCUGUUUCUCCAAAAAUGGCUGCUGCAAAGGGCACAAAACAGCCCGCUGUCCAGAACGCAGAGCAAGAGAAGAAACCAGAGCAACCUCAGCAGGCCAAGGCUUCACCAUCAGUACAGGCCAAAGUGGACAAAGCUCCAUCAGAGCCUCCAAAGGCAGCAGCUUCCCAAGCUGCUCCUAAAGCAGGCCAGUCCACCUGUCCACUCUGUAAGGUGGGACUCAACAUGGGCUCCAAGGAUCCUCCCAACUUCAACACCUGCACUGAUUGCAAGAAUAUUGUCUGCAAUCAGUGUGGCUUUAACCCCAAUCCAACUGUAGAUAAGGUGAGAGAGUGGCUGUGCCUCACCUGUCAGAUGCAAAGAGCUCUGUCAGCUUCUGAACUUGAAAAGACUCCAUGGCCGCAACCCCAGGCAUCACAAAACCAAGUGCUUGAAUCUGAACAGUGCGUCACCCCGGUCUCAUCACAAACUAAAGAUACUCCAACUCCUGGUAUCAUAGAUCAGGUUGAGGAGAAACCAACUCAUGUUCUGCCUCAGGCCACAGAGACAUCCCAUCCUGGUUUAUUCAAAGUAAAGGAGGCACCAGGACCAGCUCCGUCCCACAUCAAGGAGACCUCAAGUCCUGCUCUAUCCCAAGACAAGGACAUAACAAGUGCACUUCCGCCACAAGCAAGGGUGACUUCAACAUCUGGUCCACCUCAGGCCACAGAAAUAUCAAGUCCAGCUCUACCCAAGGCCACAGAGAUUCCAAGUCCUUCUCCACCACAGGCCAGGGAGACGCCAAGUCUUAGUACACCAAAGCCAACAGAGACACCAUGUCAUGAUCAACCCCAGGUUAAGGAGAUUCCUAGACUUAGUCCACCACAGGCUGAAGAGAAACCAAUUGCUGCUUCACCACAGGUGAAGGAUGCACCAAGUCCUAGCCCACCGCAGGAGACAGAAACACCAAGUCAUGAUCCACCCCAUGCUAAGGAGACAUCUAGUCCUGGUCCACCACAGGCCAAGGAGGAACCGAUCCCUGCUUCAGCACACGUUAAGGAGACCCCGACCCAUAUUCCAGCACAGGAAACUGAGACAACAAGUCCUGCUAUACCCCAGGUUAAGGCGACGUUGAGUCCUGCUCCACCGCCGGCCAAGGAAGCAACAAUUAGUGAACCCAAAAUAAAAGGAACCUCUAAGGUGGUUGAUAAUAAGAUGGAGGCCUUUGUUUCAGCCACAGACAUCGUGACUCUAAAAGGGAAUGAAGAACUUGCUAAAAUCACUCUGGAGAAAGGAGUGAAGGCACAUGAAGAAAGCCUUCCUGGUGUACAACCACAGAAUCUUGAAACAGUACCUUCUAUGGAGAAUGUUUGCAAACCAUCUCAAGACUCUCCAAACAAUGGCACCUCUCCUGCCAAAUCUGUAAUCCAAGCAGCUCAGUCUGCAAAUCAGACAUCUGGGGGACUUGGCUCGGGAAGUCCUAAAUCAGAGCAUAUGCCUUCAAACACAACAGAGUCAGUAAAGGGGAAGAUGUUUGGUUUUGGUUCAUCAAUCUUCAGCUCUGCAUCCACUUUGAUAACGUCUGCUGUCCAAGAAGAUUCACGUACAACACCACCAGGGUCUCGCAAGAUGUCUGCACCAGCUCAGGUUUCCCGCAAGAUGUCCACUACAACCGAUAUUUCUCAAAAAUCCACACCACCCGUCUCACCAAAACUUCUUCCCUCAAAGGACACCAAACCAACUCCUGUCAAGAAAGCGGAGCAAGAGAAGAACCCAGAACAGCCUCAGCAGGCUCCACCAUCACCAUCAGUACAGGCCAAAGUGGAAAAAAAUCCAUCAGAGCCUCUAAAGGUAGCGGCUUCCCAAGCUCUGCCUAAUGCAGGCCAGUCCACCUGUCCACUCUGUAAGGUGGGACUCAACAUGGGUUCCAAGGAUCCUCCCAACUUCAACACCUGCACUGAUUGUAAGAACACUGUUUGCAACCAGGACACCAAACCACCUCCUAUCCAGAAAGCAGAGCAAGAGAAGAAGCCAGAGCAACCUCAGCAGGCCAAGGCUUCACCAUCAGUACAGGCCAAAGUGGACAAAGCUCCAUCAGAGCCUCCAAAGGCAGCAGCCUCCCAAGCUGCUCCUAAAGCAGACCAGUCCACCUGUCCUCUCUGUAAGGUGGGACUCAACAUGGGCUCCAAGGAUCCUCCCAACUACAACACAUCAUCCCCAAAACUAUCAACUGCGAAGGACACCAAACCACCUGCUGUCCAGAAAGCAGAGCAAGAGAAGAAACCAGAGCAACCUCAGCAGGCCAAGGCUUCACCAUCAGUACAGGCCAAAGUGGACAAAGCUCCACCAGAGCCUCCAAAGGCAGCAGCUUCCCAAGCUGCUCCUAAAGCAGGCCAGUCCACCUGUCCACUCUGUAAGGUGGGACUCAACAUGGGCUCCAAGGAUCCUCCCAACUACAACGCCUGUACUGAUUGUAAGAACAAUGUCUGCAACCAGUGUGGAUUUAAUCCGAUGCCACAUUCUGCAGCAGAGGAAUGGCUUUGUCUGAACUGCCAGACUCAGAGAGCUCUGUCAGGACAGCUGGGAGACUCGAGGGAAAUGUCCCAUGUUUCACCUGCACCUGCCAAGCCUUUGAGACAGUCCACAGCUCCUCCCUCAAAGAUGGAACCCACCACUGCGCCCGCGCAGGAUGGGUCGGCAGCUCCCCCCACCAAGGCAGAGUCAACAGCCGUGGCCAAAAACGAAGAGUCUUCUGCGCUCACCGCUACGUCCGGCAAGCUGGUUGCCCGGCCAACAGAAACUCCAAUUCAGAAAGAAGAGUCUAAACCUCCUGUCCCGAAAGAGCAGGAGGAUCCUGUCAAACCAGAGGACACCACCGCCAGCGUAACAACAACAGGAGCGUCCCUUGAAACCAGGGCUGCAACAGUUCAACAAAAGGCAGAGAUCGCAGAUGUGGUUACUGCCAAAAUGGACAUCAUUACGGCUGUAUCUACAAACGAUAACACAAUGACCAUAAAAAUGGAAUGUCCUGCAACUAAGGAGGAGAAGGACGCUAAACCUAGCAUACCUGUUGCGAUUGCUGUGGCUGUCCCUGUGACUGAGGCCUUGGUAAGACCACCUUCUCUUGUUCAUGAAAAGGUCAGCACAGUACCUCCGGAGAUAACGCCUGCACCCACUCUGGCUGCUGAACACAUCAAUGAUCCGGAGAAGGUUGUCGAGGAAGAACAUGUGCAGCCCUGCAGUGUCACAUUGAUCGCAGAAGCGACAAAACCUUUAGGGCAGCAAGUCGAGGUCCAACAGGAGCAAGAUCAAAUGCAGCCAGCAAUGGGUCAAAGGCCGCUUGAUCUGCCGGUCAUCGUCACAUUGAAUGGCAAGGAAGUGGCUGAAAAGGACAAAAUCAUUACAGAGCACCAAUCAGCGGCCUCAGAUACAACCAUUUGUAAUGAUGAGUCCACAGAAGAGCCCAUUCAAGUGAGAAAAGCUUCUCUCUCUGCUGGACAGGAAAAUGUUAUCCUGACUUCAGAGCCAGAGUUAAAGACAAGCGAUGAGGAUCCAAACAGAAAAACAGACCAGUCACAAGUAGUUACAGAUGUGAGGGAAAUAGUCGAUAUUCCUGUUGAAGAUGCAAUCAACGAUUCAUCUCUGCAAAUAAAUGAGGCAGUUAAAGAGAGGAGACGCCUUAGUUUCCAACCAAUGGAGGAGAGCAGUGCAAGUGAGUUUUCACCUUCCCCUUCACCUCGAGUCCAGAGGAGAAGGCUUAAGAUUACCUCCAUCUCGUCAAGCAGUGAGGAUAUUAAAACGGAAAGUGCUGAAUCAUCUGCAGAGGAUGAAGACUUUAUCCGACAGCAGAUAAUGGGUAUGGGUGGUGAAGAGGAAAUGUCUCUCUCUGAGGACGAGAAAGACAGGAAACUGACAAGCGAUGAAGCCGUCAUUGAGGUUGGAGUUGAUAAUGCUCCAGUGACAACCCAGCAACAGCUGACUAAAGUGGAUACAGAUAAUGAAGACCAACUGGCAAGGAGGAUGUCCCAGCCAGAGAUAGAUGCUGGAAUCACACAAGAUGUCCCUGAAACGGCGCCAUCCACUGUUAUCAAAAAGGCAACGCCAGUGACGAGAAUGAGACAGAGUACUGAUGAAGAUGUUGAAAGUAUCACUGAAUCUCUAUCGAAGGGCUCAUCAAGCGUUCAGGCAUCUAGCUUCACUCCAGAGAAUUCUCACACGUCCGCCUCUUCUCUGGAGGAGGAUAGUGACAGCAGCCCGAGUCACAAAAAAGUGGACAAGCACCACCGCAAAGCAAAGCACAGGCAACCAGGCCAAACUCUCCCCACCAUUGCAGACUCUUCUGAGGAGGAUGAGGUAAAGGAAGAAAGGGAGAUCUUUGGAGAUCAACAAACUACAAAAGAUGGUGACCAUGUUGAAAAAAGGAUUACCAAGAAGUCUCGCAAAGACAAAGACGAAUUUAAAUCCCAAAGAAAACACGCUGAAUUAGUUUCAACAACAAGCUAUGCCUCUCCACUGGAGGAUACUUCACAUUCAGACGAUUUCCCUCGGUCCAAAGCGAUUGGGGAAGCCAACAUGACCACUAGCUCAGAGAACUGUAGCAGUGUAGAACAUGAACCAGAUGCCACUGUUGAUGUGCAGACAGGAAGCAAGCCCUCACCAACAGUCAUACCAAUGAUCCCUGCUGAUCAAUCUGGCAAUAUCUUUAUGAAACAUUUGAAGAGUGCAGAUGAAGUAUAUGAGGACAUUAUUCAGAAAAGUAGAGCUAUACCUGGGGACAGCCCUCCCAGCGUUGAGCCACUUUAUGAAGGAAUGACAAUUGAAGACUACCUAUACGAGUCUUUAGUUGUGGAACCUGAAUUCAAACUAGAUGAUGCCCAACAGAUGGGACAAAUUGAUGACACUAGCUUUGAGUCUGUAAAGAAACUCAGGUCCCCAGAGGACGUGUACGAGGAAAUGAUGCAGAAGAAAAGGGAACUGAUGAUGAUAGAAGAAGAGUUCCAACAGGCCCAAACUGCCAUGGAAUCCUCCACAUCCGAUACGUCUAUUAACGUUCUAUCCCCAGAUGUCGAGACCUGUGUGGUGACCAUCAUCACAGAACAGCCAACCCCUCCGGAUGAAACUGAAAGGAUUAUCUACGUGGCUGAUUAUGACAAUGAUCUAACGGUGAAGAAAAAGAAGCGACCAGCUCCACCUCGGCCCUCUGCUCCGCCUAAACGGGUGGGGGAGAGGACUGAGGUAACGAGUGCCCCCACCACACCAACUGGAAUAGGCUUUGUUAGGCCAAUGACACCUCAAGAUCCUACUCUCAGGAAAUCUCUGUUCCCUAUACCAGAUCUCAAGAUAACCCAAUGUUCGUCUGGUGAGGAUGAGGAGGACAGUUUCGCAGAGGAAUAUGGUGUUGGUAUGUCAUCUGAUAUUACUCCCAGUGAUGAUUCUGAUGCUAAAGAUGAGCCCAGUGCUAGCCCAACGUUUUCAGAAUAUGACAUGGAGCCUAUCAGUGUAGUGUGUGAGAUUCCAGAGGCUAGGCCUAUCCCAAAUCCAAUAUCUGCCCCGGAGUUAAUCACUACACCUUCCUCAGUAUCAUCGGUAUCCCCCCCAACUUCACCACCAACUCCAGACUUCAGUUUAGCAUCAAAUGCCACAUCUUCGUCAGAAGGAACCCCAUUGUCUACACCAACGCCACCAACUGCUGUUGUAGCCCAGCCUCAAGCUAACAUGUCUCAGCCAUCAAUGGCCCCAAUUGUAGCUUUUCCAUCAACUGAAGAAUUAGUUUAUUCUCUAAAAUCCGUUAUAGUUACAAUACCAGAUGUGGUAUCCGACCCAGAGAGAUUUUAUGCAACAGUUUCAGGUCCAAAUGAGGUUUCUCAAGCUAGUAGUCUAAAUCAAUACUCAAAACAGAUUGCAGAACAUGUAGCUGGACUGGUGUUCAGCCAUAAACCAGGGGAAAGUGUCAAACCACCUGCUCAUCCUGUGGCUCACAAAGCUGCAACACUUCCAAGAACAAGAGAACCCCCGAACGCUUUGUCAUUCAGUUUGACUAGACCCGUAGAAUCUAGACUGAGUGCCACGUCUCCGAAGUCUCCGUUGUCACCUAGACAUGGUAAAUGUUUGCAAACCUAUGUAGUCAUAACUCUUCCGUCUGAGCCUAGCUCACCAACUGAGAGCAUAACUGUUCAGGCUCCAGUAAGGAGAGGGUCGAUUUCUGCAACAAGAAUUUCAGGAGUACGUACCACACCAACAGAGCAAAACAGAUUCACUGAGGUCUUUUCUGCCCCAGCGACAUUAUGCAGGGCAUCGGUGCCCACUAUAAGACAUACACCUCCAAUAUCAGUAGUUACAUCUGCUGUAGAAGCGCCAGUCCUAGUCUCUGAUUCAAGUACUGUUACUGCCCAAAUACAGAGAAACACGAAUCAAGCUCUAGCAGAGCAACAUCUCUCAUCAGUGCCUUCUGCCAUGGCAGAGACAUCAGGUCAGCAAGAUCUAAUUCAAUCUUACAGUGUUCCACCUCCUAUCAAGAAACCAUAUUUACACCUGACAGCAAAACAAAUGGAGCCAUUUUCUCAACCAGCUCCAUUGACGUCUCAAUUCAUCACAAUGCCUCUAGAGCCGGCGGCUCCUGUUGAACCCCGUGCUGUCCAAGUCAUUGCCCUAACACCAUCUAUUCCCUCUGGAGAAUCAGAAGUCAUAGACAUUACAUGUGAAACAUCUGUGGUUGAAAUACCUACUGAAGUGCUUUCUGUGGCAGAAAACAUCACACAACAACAGCCCAGAGAAAUACCUGUUCCUCAUUAUGUGAGCCAAGAAAUACAUGUUGAAUAUCCACAAGAGGCUACUCCAAGUAAUUUCACUAUGCUCGCAAGCGCAGUACCCAUUCCAUUGGCGGCCCGUCAAGUAUCAUCACCGGUAUCUGCGAUGUAUGAGGAUAUUUUCAUACCAACAGAGGUCAUAUCUCACAAGGCUGUUUCUGAAAUACCAUUACAAGAAGUGGUGCAGCAUUCAGUUGUGCAUAGAGCACCCACUGGAGUUGAUGCAGUGACCCCCCCUCCAAAAGUUGAGUUGGCUACAGAGGUUAUUUCAACUCAUGUCGGAGUUCCAGCAUUACUCGCAGCUUCACCAUUUACUCCUGAUGCUUCAGUGGCUUUCCCAUUAACUGGUGUACAUACAGCAAUGACAGUAGUUCCAGAAAUUAGACCAACCCCUGUUGUUAUGGAAGAGACACUAAUGCCAUUGUAUCAAGCGAUACCUCCUGCCAUUUACAACACACUGGCAUAUGUAUCUGCACCUCCAGUGAUGCCACCAGCGGCAACAGUAGUAGAUGCUAUUCUGAUGCACCCUGUAUAUGAGAUACCUACAGAGAUCAUACCAGAACCGGUAAUCGAGCAUCAGAGAGUAACUAGUGCAAUGGUUUUCCUACCACAGUCCGAAAUACAAAUUGGUGUUAUUAAAACUGAGGCCAUAACUACAAGUAGAAGAACUUCUAUAUCAUCAAUAGUUCAACCAUCAUACACCAUGGGUGAGAUGUCUAUCUACCCCUCAGAAUAUGACAUCCCAACACAAGUGGUCACAACAGACGCAAUUGCUACCACCAGACGGGAAUCAAUCACCAUGCAACAGCCAUUCCCACUGGCACAUGUGGGAACUACACCAAAAAUGGAAAUACCUCUGGAUGUAUAUGGCUCUCCUCAAAACCUGUACAACAAAGAUUAUGUUCAUUUUGUGCACCAACCACAUGUGUUAACAUACUCCCCAUGUCUUCAUGAUGCUCCUAAAGAUAUUUUAACUUCUGGAGGUUAUACAAGAAGAACCUCCAUACCUACAGUCCAGGAAAUGCAUCAGUCAGUGCCUGUGGCCCCAGUCCUCAUCACUGAGAUUCAUCAAGAUUCUAUCGAGAGCCAGAAGGUACAGAGUCACAUGUACUCUUCCUCCAUCUCCACCUCAGGUCAGCCUCCGGAAAACCUUCAGAGUAGAGUGACGAAGGUGGUUACCACUGAAGUUCAGAGGACCACUGUGUCGGUUGUCCAUGAAAGACUACCACAGGUCAUUCCACCGAGUGUCGAAAUAACAAUACAACCCGAAAUCACGAAGGUUCAAACCCUGCAAAAACCGAAUGGGAAGGGGGUCUAUCCCAGUGAUGUUAUUGAUCUGCGCACAAUGAAGGUCGGUGUCAAGAUGACUGACAGUGGCAUGGAUCUAACCCCUACCCACUCCCGCCGACAGUCAUUUUCUAGCGACUCUAGUGGUAGACAAAUCACAGCUGUGCAGCCUGAGAUAGUGAACCUUAGUCCAGUGAUUACCACAGCUACAACUCUCUCAGUUGUAACUGAUAGCAUAACAAUAGUCACAUGCACCGCCACCAUUGCAUCAUACAGCACUCCGGCAGAGAGGCCUCUGGACUUACAGGGCUGCAUAACCUCUAUGCCUUUGGCUCUCGCCACAGGCAAAACAUUUGAGCCAAUGGCACAAAUUGUGUACAGGCCUCUGGACCCCCUACCUGUUGCACCUGUUAGCACCAUGGCAAGUAUUCAAGACGCACCCAUGAAUCUUUCUUUCGGAGCCAUUACCCCUGUUUUUGAAAGACACACUUCAGUUUCUGUUGGCAAUGGAUAUCCCGUCAUUUCACUGGAGGCUACUGGUGCCAUGGAUCUAUCAAACUACAAACCGAUGAGGGCAAUUGUAGCUUAUUCUAGCACGAGUCCUGGAGUGGUCACCACUGUUGUGGAGGAUGAUGAUGCCUCUCCAGUGGAUUUAACAGCUGCGAGAAGAAGUGUGUGCUGUGAUGUCAUCUAUAAACUACCAUUCACCAGAAGCUGUAGAACACAGCCACCAGUUACCGCCCAGCCCGACAACCGCCUCGGGUACAGAGACUACCACUACAAUACUGUAGCGACAUUCGGUGUCAAAGGAGUGGAUAUAAUUAAAGCCUCUGCAUCUGAGACAAAUCUGGCAGAAUCUGGACUUUUUAGCUAUGAGCCAAAGAAUGGCUUUGCAUACUUUAGUGGAUCAUCGGAUGGAGCAGUAGACCUAACACCGUCUCAACUUUCUGCUGGUACAGCCAUAGACUACACCAGCAAAGCAGCGGAAGAAUAUGCUGGGAUGGCCAUGGUUCCAUAUUCCCAGAUCCCUGCAAUUGGAUAUGGCGUAAAUAAUACAUUAAGGACCUCCGAUGGAUUUGUGUACUCCUCUGUAUCAGCCCCAAUCCAAUCCUAUGCUGUAACUACUCAGCCUGGCUCAAUUUUCAGUGCUACCUUACCUUCUACAACCGCCCUCCAGAACCAACUAGUGCCACACCCCUAUGGCUUCCUUUCCACCCCAGAUCCUAGCCAGAUCAUUCCUCUUGACGUUGGGCUGCAUAAGGAGCUGGUGCCAUCAGCCCUCUCUGAACUUCUCACUGGCUACCCUGAAAUGUACUCAGACACGACCCUGGAAGCCAUUGCAGCUUCCCUCGACGCUCUGGCCUCCUCGCCUAUGUUCCCCGGUCUGGACAACACCAAGAUGGCCCAGUAUCAAAUGGAGAGGGAGUUUCUGGAAUUAGAGAAGCUGAAGCAGCUUUGCUUGGCUGAAGAACUUGAGUGGGAGAGGCACGAGAUUCAGCGUUACCGGGAACAAGAGCAGUUGAUGGUCCAGAGAGAGCUUGAGGAGCUCCAGUCGUUGAAACAGCAGCUUCUAUUACAGCAAGAGGAGGAACAUCAUGCGCAUAUGGUCGCUCAGCAGGAGACGUAUACUCAGCAGAAAGAGCAGCUCCAACAAAUACAGCAUCUCCAACUGCAGCUCCAGCAGCAACUGGAUGACCACUAUAAGACCUCAGGUAGCCCAGGCAACCUCUUAGAUGCUAAAUAUGCAGGCGUAGGGGAUAAUGGCCAGUACUGGCCUGUUAGAGAUGAGGGUACAAGUCCCAUUCCAAGAGGGGUACAAUUAGAUGGAUGCCAGGAUCAGCGGAUCAAGAAGCUUUCAGAUGGUUCUAGGCAGGCAGAUCAGGACACAGGGCGGAAGAUAGUGGAUAGUGGUGUACAGACAGACGACGAAGACUCCCCAGACAAGCAGCAUGUCGGGAGGAAAAAGAGAAACAAGAGAAAUGAUGACAGCAGUGCCCAGACGGACGAUGAAGAUCAGGACGAGUGGGAUACGCCCACGCGUUCUCGGCGGCGGACCCGUAAGCACAGUGGCGAAGGGAAACAUGCUUCGAGAGUAUCCAGCAUAGCGAUCCAAACCGUGGCAGAGAUUUCCGUUCAGACCGAUCACUCUGGCUCCCUCAAAAGGCCCAACAUGCAGAUGGAUACUAAGGUUGAAAUCAUCAAGCACAUCUCAGCCCCCGAAAACUCCAAGAGAGGAGGCAGUUUGAGCUGUCAAACAGACUCAGACAGAAGGCACCCUGAGAUUGGAUUUACAGCACAUUUUAUCACAGAUACCCCUGCAAAAACAAGGGUAAGCUACUCCCCUGUCUCGCCACUGUCCCCGGAUAAAUCGAUGGGAGGCAAGAAGAUGCUGACUGCUGACCCAUCCAGGUUUUCCUCGAGCCCCAGGAUGCUGAAGCCAGGGCAGAAAUCUUUGUCCGAUCCCAAGUCACUCAGUCCGAGCACUGAUGAGAGGAUCAGUGGAUACUAUGACAGCUUUACUGGCCGAUGCUCUCCUUCUGGCACCGGUAAGAAAGUGAAGCGGACUCUGCCUGACCCCCCCCCUGAGGACGACUCCCUGACCGGCCGGUCAGGCUACAGCACCAACUCCGCCCGCCGCCGGCUCGCCCGCAACACAACGAUGGCGCGGGCCAAGAUCCUGCAGGACAUCGAUAAGGAACUGGAUCUGGUGGAGAGAGAAUCCUCCAAGCUCCGUAAGAAACAGGCAGAACUGGAUGAAGAAGAGAAAGAGAUUGACGCCAAGCUACGGUACUUGGAGAUGGGCAUUAACAGACGGAAGGAUGCCCUGCUGCAGGAGAGAGAGAAGAGAGAAAGGGCCUACCUCCAGGGGGUGGCCGAGGAGAGAGACUACAUGUCCGACAGUGAGGUCAGCAAUAUCAGAGAGACGAGGGGCGAGGGGCGGGAAAGGCCCCGUACGGCUCCCCAGUCCGAGUUCGACCAGUUCAUCCCUCCGCAGACGGAAGCUGACUCCCAGUACUCCACCCUCACCAGUCCCUACUCCCACUAUGCACAGUAUGCGCCUCAAACCCAGACCACCAGCCAUUACACGCAGCAGAACAUUUACCCGCAGCAGUCACACUACCACGACCAGGUGUCCCCCUACCAAACCGUAGCUGACCAUUCCCUCGGCCAGUCCCAGCACAGCAGUUACCAGCACGCGCUGCUCCUGCAGUCGGGGAAGCAGCGACAGACCAACAUCUCUGACCUGGAGCCGAAGAUCACCACCAACUACGAGGUGAUCCGGAACCAGCCUCUGCUCAUUGUGCCAGCCUCCACAGACAGCGGCUACGAGGUGGCCCAUCUGGGGGGGAAAUACGGAAGCCUUGACCUGAGGCUGGGGCUAGAGGAGAGGAGCAUGGCCUCCAGCCCCAUGUCCAGCAUCUCCGCUGAGUCCUACUAUGCGGAUAUAGAACACCACAAUGCCAGGAACUAUGUGUUGAUUGACGACAUAGGCGAACUGACCAAGGGAUCCACAGGGUUGGGUUCUGCCGGCCUGGGGUCUGGGUUCAGCCUGCCUGAUAAGGACCUGUCCAAGGCGGAUAGACUGCUUCGAGCUGCAGAGGCCAGACGCACAGCAGAGGUCGCAGAUUUCUUAGGGCAGUCUCGGCUGCAGGGUUAUGUGAAAGGGGACGACGACACCAUGGAAGAGCCUUAUGAGCUGAAGCUCCUGAAGCAGCAGAUCAAGCAGGAGUUCCGACGAGGAACCGAGGGACUGGAACAUCUCACAGGUUUGGGCCUGCCUCAAUACCUCCCUAGUGACGCCAACUUCCGUCAUUUCCCCAAAGGAGAAAAGUACAGCAUUGGCAGACUGACCCUGGAAAAACAGGCUGCAAAGCAAUUACCUGCCGCCGUUCUUUACCAGAAACAAGUCAAAAAUAAAAAGGCCCAGAUAGAUCCAAAAGCGAUCACCAAAUGUUCCCCUAUUCAAGAGAAUCGCGAUCUUGAACCCGACUACGGUAGCUAUAUGGGCUCUGGAUCCUCGUCUGUGACUAACCUAGCUGCCAGGGCCAGGUUGCUGCAGGAUGAGAUCACGUUCGGGCUCAGGAAGAACUUAUCCGAACAGCAGAAAUACCUGGGCUCGUCUCUGGGGGCCAAUCUGUCUGGCUCUCUCAACCAAGGCCAGGCCCUGGGCCUGGGCCCCCCCAUGCGGUCCUCCGUCCAUGACGACGGAACCUUCCCCAGCGGGAGCCGCUCCCGGCCCUCCUCCCGGCCCUCCUCGCGGCCGUCCUCCGUCUACGGUUUGGAUCUGUCCCUCAAGCGAGAUCUGUCCAGCUCUUCUCUACGGCUGAAAACGGAAGGGGAGGUCCUGGACGCGGCGUUCGCCCCCGGGGUGGCCAGGGCCAAACCCACCAGCCUGCCCAUCAGCCAAAGCCGCGGGCGUAUCCCCAUCGUGGCCCAGAACUCGGAGGAGGAGAGCCCCCUGAGCCCCGUGGGCCAGCCGAUGGGCAUGGCCAGGGCCUCGGCCGGCCCCCUCCCCCCCAUCUCCGCCGACUCCCGGGACCAGUUCGGCUCCAGCCAUUCGUUGCCAGAAGUGCAGCAGCACAUGAGGGAGGAGUCUCGCACGCGAGGUUACGACCGAGACGUUGCCUUCAUGAUGGACGACAUGCAGGGCGCCAUGUCUGACAGCGAAGCCUACCACCUGAGGCGGGAGGACACGGAUUGGUUUGAUAAGCCCCGAGAAGGACAUCCGCAGAGUGGACACAUGCUGGACAAGAGACAGAUGAGGCUCAUCACGUACGCCUUCCCUCACACCCGGGUUACCCUCAAGAGAGACCUUAAGGACUCCAGUGUGUCAGGGAACGGUCUGGGGAUCCGAGUGGUUGGUGGGAAGGAGAUUCCCGGGAGCAGAGGGGAGAUAGGUGCCUAUAUCGCCAAGGUCGUUCCUGGUGGAGUAGCCGAAAGCACCGGGAAGAUCGUGGAAGGAAUGCAGGUGUUGGAGUGGAAUGGCGUCCCUCUGAUGGGGAAGACGUAUGAGGAGGUGCAAUGCAUUAUGGGCCAGCCAUGUGCAGAGGCGGAGCUCUGCGUCCGCCUUGACCUCAACAUGCUGUCGGACCACCCUCAGGCCUUGGAUAACCAUGCGAUGCUUAAAGCCGGCGGUCAGCGGUCCCCGGGCGUGGACCCCCAGCAGUUGGCCGCCGAGCUGCAGAAGGUGUCCCUGCAGCAGUUCCCGGGCGUGGCCGGAGCAGGGCCCCAGAGCCAGGGGGGGCUGGGCGUGCUCUCCGCCCUGGAGCGCUCCACGCUGCUGCACUCGGGUCCCGGGUCGGCCGCGUCCAGCGGCGUGCCCAGCCCCGGCCAGCCGGGCUCUCCCGCCAUCAGCAAGAAGCAGCGCCACAACGCCAAGUCAACUGAGACGUUGAGGACCCAAUCCCAACUGGUCACUGGAGAAAUCCAGCUCCAGAUCAACUACGACAGGAACCUGGGAAACCUGAUAGUCCACGUUCUGCAGGCCAGGAACCUGGUUCAGCGGGAGAGCAACAGCUACUCAGAUCCCUUCGUCAAGGUCUACCUGCUACCUGGAAGAGGUGAUGAGAACAAGAGGCGGACCAAGUAUGCCCAGAAGACCCUGAACCCUGAAUGGAACCAGACAGUCAUCUACAAGAACAUCCACCUGGAGCAGUUGAAGAAGAAAACGUUGGAAGUCACAGUGUGGGACUAUGGCAGAUCGUCCUCCAAUGACUUCCUGGGCGAAGUGAUGAUCGACCUCUCGAACACUGCUCAGCUGGACAACACGCCCCGCUGGUUGGCCCUGAUGGAGCAGAGCGAGAGCGUGGAGCCGAACAGAGUCCAGCAGCACCACCACUCCACCCAGGACCCCCCGGGGUCCGGGGCCGGCCAGCCCAUGGGGCAUAUGUCCCUGGGCCCCGGGAUGAUGAUGGGGGGGCCCGGCCAUGGUAUGACCCACAGCCACCGUGACCAGGGACAGGGAGACGGUGGCCAAGAGUCCCCCAAGAACUCUGUGAUCAAGAGCAGAAGCCACGGGAUCUUCCCAGACCCAGCCAAAGACAUCCUGAUGACCCCCCUGGAGAAGUCCCACAGCAGCCCCGGCAGCUCCAAGUCGUCCUCGGAGGGCCAGCUACGCUCCCACGGGCCGUCCCGCAGCCAGAGCAAGAGCAGCGUCACUCAGGCCCACCUGGAGGACGCCGGCAUCGCCAUAGCGGCCGCCGAGGCCGCCGUGCAACAGUCCCGCCUCCAACCAAGGCCGGGCCACCGUCUGGGAGACGUCUCGGGGUCUGUAGUUCUGUCCGCCCCCAGCCUGGUAGGGGACGGGUACGGCACCCUGGACAGAGAGGACGCCGCGGGCACUGGCAUGGACAGCGCCAUCUUCCAGGUGCCGCGGAUCGGUAAGACCAUUACCAACGACACGGACGACCACCGGCUCGACACUCUAGAAAAUGAAGGCGGUAAAACCCAGAUGAUGGGGGAGAUCAAGGUGGCUCUGAAGAAGGAGGUUAAGACCGACGGAGACCAGCUGGUCUUGGAGGUGCUCCAGUGCAGGAACAUCACCUACAAGUUCAAGAGCCCGGAUCACCUCCCUGACCUGUACGUGAAGCUGUACGUGGUGAACGUGGCCACACAGAAGAGGAUCAUCAAGAAGAAGACCAGGGUCUGCAGGCACGACCGGGAGCCCUCCUUCAACGAGACCUUCCGCUUCCCGCUCAACCCCACAGGACACUCCAUACAGCUCUUCCUCGUGUCCAACGGAGGAAAGUUUGUGAAGAAGACUCUGAUCGGGGAGGCCUACAUCUGGCUGGACAAGGUGGACAUGAGGAAGAGGGUCGUGAGCUGGCACAAGCUGCUUGUGAGCACCAAUCAGAGCAACCUCUGAGGAUGAGUAUGAUGACGAUGACGAUGACGAUGACGAUGAUGAUGAUGAUGAUGAUGAUGAUGAUGAUGGCAUCACGUCAUCAAGCAAGAGAG
Molecule: messenger RNA, 24902 nt
Organism: Gadus chalcogrammus (walleye pollock)
Lineage: Eukaryota; Metazoa; Chordata; Actinopteri; Gadiformes; Gadidae
Gene: pclob
Product: piccolo presynaptic cytomatrix protein b
Exons: 40
Coding region: 1-24810 (8269 amino acids)
Cellular component (GO): synapse; membrane
Molecular function (GO): metal ion binding; protein binding
Source: RefSeq, a predicted model, not a curated record